GUUGUCAUUUCUUCAAUUUAUUAUUACAAAAAAAAAAUGUUUAUUUUAUUAUUAUAAUUAAUAUAAGAAUAAAUACUAUUCAAAUGAUUACUACCAUAUAUUUCUAUAAUUUAAAAUACAAAAAUAAAGAUGUUAUGGUCAGCUUUAAUGACAACCGAAAAAUUGCACUAGCAAUUAAAAUUUAAUUUAUGUGGUGUACCUACCUAAAAAAAAAAAUAAUAUAUACAUAAAUGAUUACUUGCUAAUUAGUGAAUUUUUUGUUGAUGAGAAAUCCAUUUACAUAUUACAUAUAUCUUCCUUAUUUUAAUAAUAAAAAAAAAUAAAACCUAUUCUAAUGUUGUGAAUCGUAGUGAAAAUCUAAAGAAAAAGUCUCCAAACGAUACGAACACAAAGUUUCUCUACUUUCACCACUUUCUAAAUUGAAUCUCGCCUCUUGUGCCGCACCGCACCGCCUCACGCCCCAAACCCCAAUCAAAAACGCACUUAUUAUUCGUUUUUCAUCUACAACAAACCACGAUCCACGAACACGAGAAGACCAACAACCAACAAACCAGAGCCAAAGCCAGCGACUUGUUGGAUACUCACGUACAAAAAUGAGUUUUUCUUCUUUUCCCACUCAUUAUGCUACAAACAUAACAACGAAUCCAGUUGGCCAAUUCACAGCUUCUAAGUUCACACCUAACAUACCUCAGUUCAUUUCAGCACCCGAUGGAAGUUUACAUUAUGUUCGCAAUGAAGGUAACACCUUCGUUGCCCCAAAUGUUCCUCAACAAGGAACAACAAAUGAACAAAUACAACCAUUGCUUACAAUUCCUAUAACAGUACCUGGAGCCAAACCUGGUGAUCCCCAACAAAUCGUACAUAUUCAAGUUCUCAAUCCGAACAUCAAUAUUACUCCUGUUCACCAGGUGCCAUCAAAAUAUCAAAUGGGACCUAUGCAAUUACCAGUACAAAAUCAACAGCCUGCAGGUACUACGGUACUCACUGUAGCAUACAGUCCACAAGACAAUAAGUUUUUAACAAAUCAUGCGUUCCCGGAAAAUAUGACAGUGGUGGCAGCUGUACAACCGCAAGAUUUGCACCUUUUGGCUCAAGCUCAAAUAGCACAAACACCUAACAAUAAACCAAUGCCUUUGGAACAACCUGCCCUACAAUCGAAUGAGCAAUACAGCGAAACUGUGACUAUUAAACAAGAACCAUCAAAUGAUUGGGAAAAUGUAACAGUAGCACCAACAAAUCAAAAUAACAAUGUAAACUUUCAACAACAACAACAACCACAACAAAAUUGUGCUACAACACAGUCAUCUGUGCCUUUGAAUUUGCAGCCGUAUUUAAAAUUCAACUCUACUCCAAUCAAAUUUGAAACACCUGAAACAUUACCAGAGGGACCAGUGAAACCUAAAAGAAAAAGAAAAACUAAAAAGAAGCCACCAAAAGAAAAAACACCAAAACCAGGACAGGUUUUAAUUGCAAGAGCAUCAGAUGGAACUACGUUAUUUUGCUGCCCUGAAUGUCAAAUGGCAUAUCCAGAAAAGGAAAAUCUCGAACAACAUUUAACUGAACACAAAAUUGAAAGAAGAUACAUUUGCGACAUCUGUGGAGCCGGUUUGAAACGUAAGGAACACUUGGAAAGGCAUAAAUCUGGCCAUAAUCCCGACCGGCCAUACAUUUGCAGUAUUUGUUUAAAAGGCUUUAAGAGAAAGGAGCACUUGAAUUUACAUUUUGUUAUACAUAGUGGAGAAAAGAAUGAGAUUUGUGGCGAAUGCGGGAAAGGCUUCUAUAGAAAAGAUCAUCUGAGGAAACACGCCAACUCGCAUGCAGCAAAACGAAUAAAAGAAGAACUUAGUGCAAAAUCAAUUAGUUCACUAAGUGAUAUUGAAUUGACAAACCAAAUUAAUUCAGCGCCGGAAAUUGUCAGUGACAAUAAUAAUUGUUCAAUCUCGAUAUCGUUAGAUGUCAAUAUGUUAGACAAACAAACAGAGACACAAACAAUGUCCCUGUCGCAUUAGUUUUACUGAAUCGAAAAUGAUUAUCUUCUUGUUUUAUACCUAUGUAAUAAAAUACGGUUUGGGAUCAUUGUAAUUAUAAUUUAAAGAUUAUAUUUAUUUUUAUUAGGAACAAUUUAUACAAUAAAAAAAAAAACAAACAACAAAAAAAAAAUAAAACGUUAAUAAUUACGCUUGAUGUUAUAAUUUUAAGCAAUGCAAACAAAAUUAUUGUUAUUUUUUCGGGCCAAGCAAUCAAGCAGCUGGUCUGAGCAAAAAGACUACUCCCAACGGAUUAAGUAUUCGCGUAACUGUAGUGCUUCCGUUUUUUCAACAUUUUAAUAUAGUUUAUACUAAAUUCUCAAUGAUUGUUUAUUUUUACUGAAAAAUUACAUUCCAAAAAGAAAACAAUCUAAAAUUUUUAUAAAGUGUCCUAUGUAUGCGCAGCUUAGUUUACAGAAAGGAAAAA
Episyrphus balteatus (marmalade hoverfly) is the source of this 2454-nucleotide messenger RNA. Its product is annotated as zinc finger and BTB domain-containing protein 49-like. NCBI's taxonomy places the organism in Eukaryota, Metazoa, Arthropoda, Insecta, Diptera, Syrphidae. The record is from RefSeq and is a predicted model, not a curated record. The coding region runs from base 594 to 2009 and encodes 471 amino acids. Gene Ontology annotation, biological process: regulation of transcription by RNA polymerase II. The transcript has 7 exons. Gene Ontology annotation, molecular function: DNA-binding transcription factor activity; RNA polymerase II cis-regulatory region sequence-specific DNA binding.